ACCAUGGCCCCCCUCUUCUGACGACUCGCGCAAAUCCCCCAAAUCCCCCGAGCUUCAAAAGAAAAGAAAAGAAAAAAAAAACCAAUCCCGAAUUCCCCAUCCGUCCCUAACCAGCGGCAGGGCUCCUGGCAAGGCGUCUUGUCGGGGUUGCUGGUGGCCGGCGCACGGCGGCGGUACUCCCCCGCUACGGGCGGUGCCGCGGUGGGACUCCUGGCGGCAACAGGAAUUCGCACCAUGCGGCGGCGGCCGCGGCCGGUAAUGUCGGAACAGCCAUCGUCAACGAGCUUUACAUUGGUCAAGAGGAGGAAGAAAAUGGUAAGCACUUUCAGCUUCGAGGAGGACGAGGAUUCCGAUUCCGUGGAGGAGGACGAGGAUUUGGGCGCCGCCGACAGCCUUCACGCGCCGCCAGACGUGCGUGCUAGGACGAGCACCGCAGUGGCGAACGUGACGGUGGGUGAUGCCGACGCCCUCGAGUGCGGCGUCUGUUUCCUCGCGCUCAGGCCUCCCAUCUUCCAGUGCGAGGUGGGGCAUGUGGUGUGUUCGGCCUGUCGCGACAAGCUGGAGGCCACCGGGAACGGCAACUGCCAUGUCUGCCGCGCUGCCACGCGUGGGGGUUACCGCCGAUGCUACGCCAUGGAGCGUCUCGUGGACUGCAUCCGCGUCCCCUGCCCAUACGCGGCUCACGGCUGCGACGCGACGCCUCCCUACCAUGGCCAGGAAAGCCACCGUCAGGUGUGCCCGCACGCGCCCUGCCACUGCCCCGGCGACUCGUGCGGCUUCAUCGGCUCUGAAACCGCGCUGAUGGACCACUUCGCCGGUGCACACAAGUGGCCGUGCACCACCAAGGUCCGCGCUGGGGAGGCGUUCAGCAUCCGCCUGCGUGACGGAUUCAACUUCUUCCUCCUCGCGGACCAUGACCGCUGUGGCGAUGGUGAGCAAGCGGCGGUCACUUGUUGCAGCGUCCCGUGCCGGCUGUUCCUGCUGAACGUGAUGAAAGAACGGCUUAGCCGUGCCAUCUCGGUGAUCUGCAUCCAUCCUCACACAUCCUCCGCCGCCGCUGCCAACAACGGUGAUCAACAGCUGCCGUUGACGCAAUGCGAGCUGGUGUUCUCGUGCUACGGUGACAGGAGCUCAUGCCGUAGCCACUACCAGUCGUCGGUGUUCAGAGUGGUGUGCACGGACCUCUCCAGUGGGCUGCCCAACCCUGAAAACUGCUUCCAGUUCUUCGUGCCGAACACCGUUUUUGGGGUUGGAGACGACAAGAAUUCUAUCCAGAUUAAAGCACGUAUCAUCAACUAGAUCAUCAAACAGCUUGGUGUGUGCACGUCAAGGAUUAAUCUCAAACCUGCUGUAACGUGGACAAAGUAACCGCAUCCGACCUGCUUGAAUUUGGUCUUGCAGACUUGGAUAUUGGGACUGAUUCCAUUGAAGAGCAAGUCAUUCGGAACCAAUCUUGCCUCAAUUGGUGGCAUUCCUGGAGACUGUGGUGGCACGGCAAAGCAAGAUGAGGUGCUGACUCCUUGUUUGCUUUAGUGGCUUGGGAGCUUUCGAAGGAGCGCAAUGGGAGAUGCUUCCGCGGAGCAGCAACAUCGGUCCAGCAAAUUCUGUCAACCAUCAAGCUCAAUGCAGAUCAGUGGAUCCAAGCCAGGGCCGCCAAUUUGGGUUGUCUAGUCAGCGAGUAAUAGCCUUUGUUUUGUUUUGCUAGGGAAGGCUGAUCUUCAAUGUAAUUCUCUUCCCCCCUAGUGCGCCUAAGGGCGCGUUGUGUAAACUCUAUUUCUCCUUAAUACAAAUGAUACACAAACCUUUUGUGCUUUUAAGAAAAAAAAAAAGAGCAAGUCAAGGCAGACUUGGAUGUGUGUUUCCUGUUC
Molecule: messenger RNA, 1868 nt
Organism: Sorghum bicolor (sorghum)
Lineage: Eukaryota; Viridiplantae; Streptophyta; Magnoliopsida; Poales; Poaceae
Product: E3 ubiquitin-protein ligase SINA-like 2
Exons: 3
Coding region: 235-1299 (354 amino acids)
Cellular component (GO): cytoplasm
Molecular function (GO): zinc ion binding; ubiquitin protein ligase activity
Source: RefSeq, a predicted model, not a curated record